Molecule: messenger RNA, 578 nt
Organism: Etheostoma cragini (Arkansas darter)
Lineage: Eukaryota; Metazoa; Chordata; Actinopteri; Perciformes; Percidae
Product: HEAT repeat-containing protein 4-like
Exons: 3
Source: RefSeq, a predicted model, not a curated record
CCUCAAGCACUGUUGCUAUGGCGACAUUCGCAGUCACAGAGCCGUAGCAACCAGGUAACGUUAAACAGCGUUAGCUAGCUAGCUAGCUAGCAUCUUGGUUACUGGUUUGUUUUGUCCCAGUUUAAUCGCCCAGUGUUUCUGGUUAUUGACAUUAUACUAUGUAAAUAUUUUUAAUUUAAUACUGACUUUUGUGACCGUGUAAUAACAGAGAUAGAAAGCGGCGGGAAUUUCUCAAAGAAGAAGUUCUCAAAAUGGCGUCAGAUCAAACCGCUCCAGAUUCACAAGCUUUAGAUCCUGACAGCUGGUUGGCUGCACAGCGUUCAGCUCUGGACGGAGACUACAGUCAUGGCGUCCUCCGGAGACUCGUAGCUCAGCUCUUCCUCCGCCGCGACCAGCACAACGACGACGGCGACGACCAACCCGCCACCAGCCAGCCGGUGGUUUCACUGCUGAGCUCCAUCAGCAGCCAGACGACUCUGGUGCGUUCGCUGCUGGCUGAGCGGCUCAACAGCUCUGAUUGGAGGGACAGACUUCUCUCCUGUAGCACGCUCGGCACCCUCAAAGGACCCUUUAACAAG